Molecule: messenger RNA, 883 nt
Organism: Boleophthalmus pectinirostris (great blue-spotted mudskipper)
Lineage: Eukaryota; Metazoa; Chordata; Actinopteri; Gobiiformes; Gobiidae
Gene: trappc2
Product: trafficking protein particle complex subunit 2
Exons: 5
Coding region: 186-608 (140 amino acids)
Biological process (GO): endoplasmic reticulum to Golgi vesicle-mediated transport
Cellular component (GO): nucleus; cytoplasm; TRAPP complex
Source: RefSeq, a predicted model, not a curated record
UGCAUAGAUAUGAUUACAUUAGUGUGUGCUGUUAUUUUUGUACCAGCGUAUAUAUUUUACCACCUUGCAUUUUUAUUUAUUAUUAGCUCUUAUGGAGCUAUUAUUUUGACGUCAUUAUCUUGCGACAACUUAGCGUUUCUCAAGGAACCAUUUGACAGCUAAAGCUCAGGAUUACAGGAUAAAAGAUGUCUGGUAGUUUUUAUUUUGUCAUGGUUGGGCAUCAUGACAACCCCGUGUUUGAGAUGGAAUUCCUGCCAGCUGGGAAGCCUGAGUCAAAGGAUGAUCAUCGACACCUGAACCAGUUUAUUGCACACGCUGCUCUGGAUUUAGUGGAUGAAAAUAUGUGGUUGUCCAAUAACAUGUAUUUAAAAACUGUGGACAAAUUCAACGAGUGGUUCGUCUCUGCCUUUGUCACCGCAGGACAUAUAAGAUUCAUUAUGCUCCAUGAUGUAAGACAAGAAGAUGGAAUCAAAAACUUUUUUAAUGAUGUGUAUGACUUGUAUAUUAAGUUUGCUAUGAAUCCCUUUUAUGAAAUCAAUGCUCCAAUUCGCUCGACGGCUUUCGAGAGAAAAGUGCAGUUUCUCGGGAAGAAACAUCUUUUGAGCUGAUCCCACUCCUUUAACCCACAGAUGCUUUGGGUAUAUAUGCCCUUCGCUUGUAUAAUAUGCCCUCAGUUUAAACUAAUCUUGUCUACUGCCCACAUUUCCACAGACAUUUUUCAAAUUUCAUUUACUACUGUCUAUGUAACGUCAUGUAUAUCUGUAUUAUCAAAUUGCCAUCCUUUUAAUCAUAAGACACAAGAGAAAAAAAAACCACAAGUUUUUUGUGAGAUUUAUUGUUCUAGUGACAUUCCAGUAAUAAACAUUAUUUGAAUUUUUUAAUA